Sinocyclocheilus rhinocerous is the source of this 370-nucleotide messenger RNA. RefSeq names its product vitellogenin-like. Gene Ontology annotation, biological process: cellular response to estrogen stimulus; lipid transport; response to estradiol. The annotation marks the transcript as partial. Lineage: Eukaryota; Metazoa; Chordata; Actinopteri; Cypriniformes; Cyprinidae. The transcript is spliced from 2 exons. The record is from RefSeq and is a predicted model, not a curated record. Gene Ontology annotation, molecular function: lipid carrier activity.
UGCUUUCAGGCUAAGUUCCUCGGAAAUGCAGUUCCACCUGUUUUUGCUGUCAUUGCCCGUGCUGUGAGAGUUGACCACAAGCUGCUGGGCUACCAACUUGCUGCUUACUUUGACAAACCAACUGCAAGAGUGCAACUUGUUGUUACUUCCAUCGCUGAAAAUGACAACCAGAAGAUCUGUGUUGAUGGUGCUCUGCUGAGCAAGCACAAAGUCACUGCCAAGCUUGCUUGGGGUCCAGAGUGCCAGCAGUAUGCAGUCACUGCUAAAGCUGAGGCUGGUGUACUGGGUGAAUUCCCUGCUGCACGUUUAGAGCUGGAAUGGGAGAGGCUGCCGAUUACUGUCACCACCUAUGCUAAAAAGUAACAUUCAU